AUGGAAGAGAAGAAGCAGUUGGAUUUCAAUCGCCCGCUUAUAUCCGUUAGACGACCUACACAACAAACUUCAGAAACAGAGAGCAAAACAAGAUCUUCUGAUUCAGUAACCAACAACAAGAAGAAGAACAUGCCUCCUCCUUCUCCACCGGUUUACAAAUCCGAUAUCAAGUCAGGUCCUGUGAGAAAUCCAGGAACUGUUCCUUUUCAAUGGGAACAUAAGCCCGGAAAACCGAAAGAAGACGAAAACAAACCGGAUUUACAAUGCUUUGUGGAGCCACAUUUUGUUCCAAAGCUUCCUCCUGGGAGGAUUAUAAACGGUAGAGAUCGUGAAGCUAAUCAUCAGACCAAAACUAAUGUGGAUACAUAUCAUGUGGAGGAUGCAAAGAGUUAUAGUUCACGUAAUGUUAGUGGUUUGGAUAGUCCGGGGAUAUUAGUAGAGCCAUUUGGAACUUUAUCGAGUGAUCGACAAACUCAGGAUCUAAUGAUGGGGAGAUUCUUGCCUGCAGCUAAAGCUUGGACUUCAGAAACAACACCUCCACAUCUUGCUAGAAAACCGCCUAAACCAGAAGAACCGAUGAGGCAAGUGACGAAGAAGGAGAAACAGAACAAAGUUGAGCGAAAUCCGUAUCGAUUUCAUCAUUCUCCUGAUCAACAAGAGGAAGAUGGAAACAGGAGUAGCAUUAUGGCUUAUGGUGUUUGUGGAUUACUCCCUCAGAUAUGUAUGAGAAGCUCUUUCGGAGUAUUGAAUCCGGUUCCAUCUGCGAGAAUGCAGGCACAGAGAGCUGUUUCUGUUCGUCGUAUGCGGUCUAAGUAUCAAGAUUCUAUGAAUGAAACUGUGAAUGAAGAUAAAAGGAAGCAGAAACUAAAUGGAUCAGUUGCACAAGAGACUGCAUUACAAGUAUCUUCUAGUCCAGAAGGAAAGGAAAAACUCGAGAGCUUUAGCACCAGCGCGACUUCACGCCCGAAAAUCAGCAAAAACUUUGGUGAGCUCUUGGCUAGUGAGGAUACUGCAUGGAAUUCUUCGUCCGAGGCUCCAGUGGAAGAGAAAACUCUGUAUGUAGACACUGUGCAUUCAGUAGAUAAGAAGGUACAAGAAGAGUCCAAGGAACAAUCUAUAUCAAAAGAGUAUCCUUCACUAGAUGUUGUUCCUGUGAAAGAUGUUCAGAAGUUGAUUGGAGCUUGUGAAGAAGAAGAAGCGAUCUCACCGCCUAAAAGCAGCACCGAGGAAAUGAAUGCUAAAAGAGAUGAGGAGUUCAUUGAAUUCUCAAGUCGAAAAGUCGAAGAAUGUCCUGAUCAAGAUAUUGUUGCAGAUAUUAUUACAAAGGAGAAGAAGAUUGAUCUUGAAGUACAAGUGCAGCGAAACACAACAAAUCUUGAAAGCUCAAGGGUUCAACAUCGUUCCUCUUAUCACAUUGUUCCUCCACCACCAUUACCAAAAGCUCCUUCAGAUUCUUGGUUAAAGCGUACAUUGCCAACAAUCCCAUCAAAGAACAAUUCAUUCACAUGGUUACAGUCUCUUGGCUCUGAUGAUAAUCACUUCACCAAAACUCAAGCAAAUCCCAAGUGGGAAACUAUGGUCAAAACUUCCAAUACACAACAAGGCUUUGUGUGCUUCUCCAAGGUCUCCAAGGAGACACUCAAUCCUAUACCAGAGGCAUAA
Molecule: messenger RNA, 1662 nt
Organism: Arabis nemorensis
Lineage: Eukaryota; Viridiplantae; Streptophyta; Magnoliopsida; Brassicales; Brassicaceae
Source: the annotation of a GenBank genome assembly